GCCGACCGUCGGUAUGAAAGGGAGUGAUGUACCUCUCCUGAAAUGAAUAGCUUAAUUUUUGCGAAAAAUAAAGGUGAAAUGGCGAAUGAAUGAAGAAAAACACUCCAGAAUUUCCUCCAUUCGUGACUUUUAAUGUUAUUGAAUGUUGAAAGUAAUCACAACGUUUCUGAUUCAAUUUUCAUUACCUCAUCUACUGCAGUUGGUUUUUAACGACAGGAUGAACUGACCAGUACUUCAAACAGUCUCAGAAAUCAAUUCAUUCGAUAUCCACUGGAGCUUUCAAUAAUAAUUGACACGCACAAACACAAAUAAUUGAAUAACGAAUAAUUAUUGACGACAGUAGUAGGCAGGCAGCUUUCAUUUUGAUAAUCUAGGGGGAAGAAUAAUUCCCCCUAAAGAGAAUUCUGAUAGAUAUUGCCAUUAACGACAAUAAACACUAACCCUCUCGACAAUAAUAAUUGCCACACCUAAUCGUAAGUAAUUAAAUUAUAAAUAACCAGUGAUAAAGUCCCUAGACAGACUUAACCUCCACUCAGAAAAUAUAGGAGAAGAACUUAUUGUUCCCUCGUUCCAUUGUUGUAGAAAUAUUCACAAAAAUUAUAAAAUUAUGACGACAUUUACGACAAUGACCAUUAACCCCUAUAAUAAUCGUUUCCCCUCCAGUGGAUAUAAAUAUUCGGAACCCCAUAGGGGAAUGAACCUCGCAAACUCGUGUGAAAAUAUGUAGUGCCUCUCAAGAUAAAACAAAGUGCAAGUUUGACCUUUUUCACCGAUUCCUCUAAACUCCAAUGGCAUUCUCUGAAUUCGGUUCCCCAUCACCCCAGGGGUGCGACCCUAAGGGUUCCCCUGGAGUCUGUUGGGGUCCUCCUGUGACAUUAUUACGGACGUCGUAGACCUCUCGGCUGUGCUCCAGGAGUCAUAAAAGUCUAGGUGGCGCCCUUGGCCAUGAAAAACACCUGAAGGGGAUCUGACUCGUCCCUUCGUGCCCCCUCCCUCUAAUUUCCAAUCCCAUUAAUGUCUCCCACCUCUGGAAUGAACUAAACAAAUUACCAGACUCAUCAGUUUGUCUUUAGCUGGCACUGAAGCACACUGACUAGUCGAUGUUCAGCCUUCCAGCUUCAUUCCCUGAGGAAGGGGUUCAUAAAAAUCUUUGUGCUCUGCACCAGUAGUUCCCAAACACCAGUGAAUAUCUUCAUCACGUGGUAGGUGCCAGAAAUUUCCUCAACAUUUCCUUAGAACCAUCGUCAUGUCUGAAGGACACCAGCGCCUCAAUCUCCUGACAUCAACAUUUCUGAUCUUGCUGAUGAUUCACGAAGGCCUGGGGGACUGUUUGACGCCCUGGGGACAAUUGGGUGAUUGUGUUCCCAUAAAGGACUGCCCUAUAAUGCGGAAAAUGCUCGACAUGGAUCCAUUACCUUCGAUGAACGAAAUGAUGUUUCGUCAGGCAUUCUGUGGAGUCGAUGGAUUGACCUACAAAGUCUGUUGUAUCCCUGGCCAAAAUUAUCAUCAAUCAGAGACUACCAUAAACUCAAAAACUGAAUCUCCAGGUACUCAGGUAUCUGGUGAACCUGAGGAGAGAUGUAUUUCACUAUUGGGGGAAGAAGGGAACUGCGUGAAUAUCAAAAAGUGUCCGAAAAUGUUGGAUGUCUUGAAGAAAGGGCAGUUCGCUGACAUUUCACAUUGUGGAUUUGAGGGGAUGCAUCCGAAGGUCUGUUGUGCGAUCGGGGACGCAGAGACUUCAGAUAAGAUUCACUUUCCUGAGGUUGUUCAAGUGCAUGGAAGGGGGAAGGCCAGCACUGGGAACAAUUGUCUUUCAUCUUCUGGAAGACAAGGGAAUUGUAUUAACAUAAGAAAAUGCCAGAAGAUGUUGCAGCUUCUCCGGAAAAUGCCUCGGACUGAAGAAACUCGUGAUUAUCUGCGUCGAUCACGAUGUGGAACUGAGGGGAAAGAUCCGAAAGUCUGUUGUGAGAUUGACGAUCAAGAGAUUCAGAAGAAUAUUCCCUUCCCAGAGGUGAUCGAAUCGCAUGAAAUGGGGAAAAAUGACACUGAGGGCCGUUGUCUUUCGCUUUCUGGAAGGGAAGGGAGUUGUGUGAACAUAAGAAAAUGCCAGAAGAUGGUGGAGCUGCUCCAGAAGAUGCCUCAAACAGAAGAAACUCGGGAUUAUCUGCGUCGAUCACGAUGUGGGACUGAGGGGAGAGAUCCGAAAGUCUGUUGUGAGAUCGAGGAUCAAGAGAUUCAGAAGAAUAUUCACUUCCUAGAGGUGACCGAAUCGCAGGAAAUGGGGAAAAAUGAUACUGAGGGCAGUUGUCUUUCGCUUUCUGGGAGGGAAGGGAGUUGUGUGAACAUAAGAAAAUGCCAGAAGAUGAUGGAGCUGCUCCAGAAGACGCCUCAAACAGAAGAAACUCGGGAUUAUCUGCGUCGAUCACGAUGUGGAAAUGAGGGGAAGGAUCCUAAAGUUUGUUGUGAAUUGGAAGGAAAAAAAGAAACCAAAGAAGAAGAAGAAGAAGAAGAAAAAGAAGAAGAGGUGAACAAAGAAGAUGAAGACAAGGAGGUGAAAAAAAAAGAAGAAAAGAAGCAAGAAGAACAUAAACAAUCCCCAGUAGAAGCUCCAUCACCUCCAACCCCUCCUUGUCUAACCCCUUGGGGAGGAUUGGGCCGAUGUCUCAAAAUAGACGACUGCGAGGAUCUGAAGAAGCUUUACAAACAGAAUCCCGUCUUACCAAUGCACGAAAAACUACUGGAGAUUGCUCGCUGUGGUCCUGGAGGCCUCUGGAAUCCUGACUUCAGGGUCUGCUGUGGCAUCAACCAGAACGUGGACAUCACUUCUGUCAAGUUUGAGAGCCUCGUGGAGAGUGUGAUUCAACGGAUUCCCAGCAAGAACAGAGCGAGGAGACUGCUGCCCCAUGAGUUGUGUGGACCAAUUCCCGAGGCCAAAAUAUUUGGGGGAAAUGACACGAAGAUUCACGAGUUUCCUUGGAUGGCGCUGUUGCAGUACAACGUCCGCCGGAAAGGAGUCUACUUCAAGUGCGGGGGGUCUUUGAUCAGUGACAAGUACGUGCUGACUGCUGCCCAUUGUCUGACUGCUCUGCCAGUUGGGAUAAAGCUCAUAACAGUGAGACUUGGUGAAUAUGACACUAGCACUGAUGAGGACUGUGACAGCGAGGGUCACUGCAUCCCAAAGUACCAAGAAUUUUCGGUGAAAGAGACAAAAGCUCAUGAACACUACUCCCCUGUGACAUAUCAGAACGAUGUUGGACUGGUGAAAUUGGUGACUGCGGUUGACAUACGGUCUGGCUACAUAAGACCGAUUUGUUUGCCACUGUAUCCCCAGAAUUCCUCCGCCAUUUAUCGUACUCCCAGCACUGCUGUGGUGACAGGCUGGGGGGCAACGAGGAAUGGCACCAGCAGCUCGAGGCUGAAAAAAGUUACUCUAACGAUCGUUGCCAAUGACUUGUGCCAGAAGCUUUACAGGUACAAUAAAAAUGUCGCCAUCUGGCAGGCACAGCUGUGCGCCGGGGGUGACUGGAACAAGGAUUCAUGCUCUGGUGAUAGUGGGGGACCAUUACAGGCUAUUGGAAUGUAUGGGAAAAGGCCUAGUUACGUGCAAUAUGGCGUGGUCAGUUAUGGGCAUUCAACUUGUGGAGCUGAAGGAUCGCCAGGGAUUUACACCAGGGUAUCACAUUAUGUUCAGUGGAUUCUUGAUAAUAUGGUUGGUUGACUGAUUAUUGUCAAGGAUCUGAAGGGAUUCUCAUUGAGUUCUUUGCUCUCAAAGACUGUUGAUUUAAUUCAAUUUAUUUUCCCAUGAAUAUACACUUUAAUGAGUCUUAUUGAUUGACAUUAAUACAUAAUCAAUACAUGAGGAAUGGAAAAUACGUUUACUUUGGAAUUAUUAAUUAUGUUCAAUUAAUAGUCAACUAUUUAUUAUAUUUAUAUCGUGGGUUGUUAAUCGUAAUAAAUUAAAUCCCUAAAUGGUUCAAAAGUGUCGAAUGUAGUUUUAUUACAAGAGAAAUUAAUUAUAUGAAUUAGUUCUUGUUUUUUACUCUCUCAACGGCGAGAGUAGGCAGACGUAUCACUGCCAUAUCCUCUGCCAUUCUGGUCGUAAUCCAGUGACAUUGGCGUGGGGAGGCCUGCCGAUCUGGGAAUCCUCGUUGCUGUGGGUAUGAGGAAAACACCAUCAGGGGUUCUGGGGAUGCGCAGCCCUCGAAUUGUUGAGCCUGAGACGUUUGAGUCCUCAGACUCGUUGCCAGAAGUCGGACGAUACCUGUGGUAACAGGUUAAUAACAAUAAUAAUUGAUAAUAAUGAUUGAAUGGUCCAUAAUACCCUCAGUGGAAAAUGGAAAAAAACGUACAUGUUGCGAGAAUCUGAUUGAUUAUUUCCGAAUACCAAAUUCUGCUUGGCAAAUGUCACUCGAGCAUUCCUUGAAGCUUCCUUGAAGAAGGUUUGACUUGGAGCUUUGCUCCGGGCAAUCAUGUCGGUGUAGUCCUUCUUUACAGUGUUAUACGCCUCAUUCAACUUCUCCAACUGUUUGGUCACCUGCCAGUACGCAGUCUUGAGUGCUGAGUAUUUUUUUGCCUAAUGAAUUAAAAAAACAAACAGCAAUAAUGAGUCCUGAGGCUCGAAAUGAGAUAAAUCGAAUGUCCAGAACCAAAUCAAAGAUGUCUUCCAGAGAGGUCACGUGACCAAAUUGACUUGUCUAUGUAAUUUUUUUAUUUUUAUGAAAACCAAGAUGGCACGAGGCCAUCAUAAAUUAAGGUCGAAAUUUGGGAUUUAUUGAUAUCAAAAAAUUAUUAUGUUUGUGAUUAGAACAGUGUGGUCACAUGACCCCCCUGGAAGACUCCCCUCAAGGUAAAAGAAUUGGCUACCAAGUCCUCCUCACGAUAGACUAGAAUAUUCAGUUGAUACUUCUGGAAUUUUGCUGCCAAUGCCAAUCUCUCUGCCAAGGAGACGAUAUCCUCGAACAUGGGGACGAUUACUGGUGGAAGGGGUGUUGUGAGACAAAUGGACUCGACGCCAUUUCUGUUGCAGACUGGACACUGAUCUCCAACUACAACAGGGAGAAGUGAUGCACCAAUAAUUCAGGAUCUCCCUUCAAUCGUUCAACAAAGGAUUUCAGUUGUUUUCUCACCUUUGGAGAUGCAUUUCCUGCAGAACAGAUGACCACACUGAGUCAUAGAAAAUGGAGACUUUGAUUCUGUCAGGUGAAUGAAGCAUUUGUUGCAGAGAAGCCAGUUGAGCUCCAUAUUGAACGAUAAAUAUUGAGAGAUCAGUGGGAACGAUGAAGGUCUAAAACACAACAGUUUUAAUGUGAAAUGGCCGCCGAAUUUUUCAGGUAAAACUUCUGGCAUCAUCCAGCGUUUCUCUGAUUGGUCCAAAAAUGAGUGGAUCUGAGCGAAAUAGAUGACACUCAAAAAUAUGGUAAAUCAAUUGAUGAUCCCACGAUAAUUCUACUGGGGUGGAUCAUUAAAUUAAUUCACUAAAUACUCAGAAAAAAAUUUAAUUCUUUAUUUACAAAUUACUGAGAAACAUCGAAUUAUUUAACAUGUGCGAGGAACAGCCUAGAAUCUUCUGAAUUGUUUUUUGAAUCGUUCGUAGUGAUAAUCGUCGGUUGCCUUUUCACUGCUGUCCUUUCGUUUAGCUUUAGGGUCUUCCUUCGAGUCAACUUUCUCAGCUCUUGCAGUGUCGUUCUUCGUUUUUGUAUCGUCAA
Molecule: messenger RNA, 5705 nt
Organism: Diachasmimorpha longicaudata
Lineage: Eukaryota; Metazoa; Arthropoda; Insecta; Hymenoptera; Braconidae
Exons: 2
Coding region: 1247-3718 (823 amino acids)
Biological process (GO): proteolysis
Molecular function (GO): serine-type endopeptidase activity
Source: RefSeq, a predicted model, not a curated record